AUGCAUCGUCUAGGUGGUGUCGGUCUUGCAGCGUUUGAACGACAGCAACAAUCCCAGAGAUCUUUCGUUGAACUCUCGAACGAGCUCUCGCAAACUCAGCUUCAGAACCUUCAUUCGCAACUCGCUCAAUUCCGAGCUGCCCUCUUGCGCUUCGCUAGCACGCAUCGGGACUCGAUCAAGCGCGAUCCCGCUUUUCGACAUGCCUUCCAGAAGAUGUGCUCGUCCAUCGGCGUUGAUCCACUCGCCGGUCCGAGGCGGGGCGGUUGGUGGGCCGAGAUGCUCAACCUUGGAGAUUGGCAAUACGAACUGGGCGUCCAGAUCGUGGAUAUAUGCGUCGUCACUAGGGAGCGCAACGGAGGGUUAAUUGAAAUGAGCGAGCUGGUGAGGCUCUUAGGGAAGCUACGUGGCGUCGAAGGCGGGGCGGUGACGGAGGAGGAUGUGGUGCGCAGCAUCAAAACACUGCAACCCCUUGGCGCCGGCUACGAAAUCAUUGAUGUCGGCGGGGGCAGAAAGAUGGUGCGGAGUGUCGUGAAAGAACUAGACGCGGACCAAGCAGUCGUCCUGGCUGUUGCUCAAGAGGAAGGAGGACGGAUCGUCGAAGACUUGCUGGUGGAGCGUCGAGGAUGGACCCGGGAUCGAGCUCGGGCUGCCUUGCAGAAUAUGCACCUUCGGGACGGGCUGUGCUGGAUUGACGAGCAGGAUGAGCGCGGGGGUGUCUCGUACUGGGUGCCCUCCGCUAUGCAGUGGGACGAGUAA
Molecule: messenger RNA, 756 nt
Organism: Punctularia strigosozonata HHB-11173 SS5
Lineage: Eukaryota; Fungi; Basidiomycota; Agaricomycetes; Corticiales; Punctulariaceae
Product: winged helix DNA-binding domain-containing protein
Exons: 1
Coding region: 1-756 (251 amino acids)
Biological process (GO): protein transport to vacuole involved in ubiquitin-dependent protein catabolic process via the multivesicular body sorting pathway
Cellular component (GO): ESCRT II complex
Source: RefSeq, a predicted model, not a curated record